Molecule: messenger RNA, 1305 nt
Organism: Psilocybe cubensis
Lineage: Eukaryota; Fungi; Basidiomycota; Agaricomycetes; Agaricales; Agrocybaceae
Exons: 4
Coding region: 1-1305 (434 amino acids)
Biological process (GO): rRNA processing; ribosomal large subunit assembly
Cellular component (GO): preribosome, large subunit precursor
Molecular function (GO): rRNA binding
Source: RefSeq, a predicted model, not a curated record
AUGGCUCGUAAACGCAAAAACAGAACCCAUCUUAAAGGAGGAGUAACAAAGGAUGCGUCUGCCAGCAAUAUCCCAAAAUCCAUUAUCAUCAAACAUGGACAGGUCGGCCAUUCUAUUGCCCAGCUUGUGCGAGACAUGCGCAAGGUCAUGGAACCCAACACUGCUUCACGACUCCGGGAAAGAAGUAGAAAUAAACUAAAAGACUUCUUGACUAUGGGGCCCGCUCUUUCAGUAUCCCAUCUACUUGCUUUUACAUUAACACCUGUAGCCCCGUCCCUGCGCAUCGUCAAGUUGUCCGACGGACCCACGUUUAGUUUCCGCAUCGAAAGAUAUAGUCUGAUGAAGGAUGUUAUAAGCAGUUCACGGAGAGCACGAAGUGUAGGAAUGGAAUAUCUCAGCCCUCCUCUCCUCGUGCUUGCAUCAUUUCCGCCACCUUCGCCGGCAACACCGCCUCAUCUUCCUCUUCUCAUGAAGUCCUUCCAGUCCUUAUUCCCUCCUCUGUCUCCUCACACUCUAAGUCUAUCCUCCGCGCGCCGAGUCGUCCUGAUAUCUUACAACGCGGAACGCGGCACAGUUGAUUUCCGCCAUUACAUCAUCAAAGUCAAGCCUUAUGGCGUGUCAAAACGUGUGCGCCGGGUUCUUGAAGGAGCAGCGUCGUCUGCAAAGAGUUUGUCCGGAGUCCUCGACCUCGGAAACGAAAAAGAUGUCGCCGACUUUCUGCUUCGUAAACGAGGAGAACCUGGUCCCGAAGGCGGGUAUGAGAGCGCUGCUUCAUCAGCAGAGAGCACAAUGGGAGAUGAUGCGGACGCUGUUGACCUGGCUGAGGAUUACGUUGGCAGGAACAACCGGAAAGGACAGAGAAGAGCUGUGAGGCUGGAUGAAGUGGGCCCUCGAAUGGAGUUGCGGUUAAUCAAAAUUUCAGAAGGUGUUCCAGGGAAAGAAGGCGCGGUCAUGUAUCAUCAUUUUAUUAAAAAAUCGAAGAAAGAGGUCAUGCAGCAGAAAGCGGAGCAUGCAGCAAAGGCGAAAUUGAAGAAGGAAAGGAGAGAGGAACAGGAGCGCAAUGUACAGCGCAAGAAAGCAACCAAGAAGGGACGCGAAGCUGGAGAAGACGACGACGAAGAGGAAGAGGAGGAAGAGGAAGGAGAAGCAAGCGAAGAAGAGAAUGAAGAUGGACUUGGAGUUUGGGACGAUGAAGAAGAUAUCAGCGAUGAUGAAGAGGCAGAAGAGGAAGAGACAUCCGCAGCAGAAAGCUCUGAUGAUGAGCGACCACCCAUCAAAAAAGUAAAGACUAAAGGGAGACGUUAG